UCUGUGAUGCCAUACUGUUCGCUGACUUCUUUAGCCAGUACCGUUCCAUAACAUAAGCGAAAAUGUACGUAAGAUGUCCAGUAGGGUUCCCCAAGGUCAACAGCGACCCAGCAUCAAGGUUGAUCUAGUGGACAAGGACAAGGUCGCCAAGGUUAAGGAACAGUUGCGUCUUAUCCGUGAACGACGACCCCAGUUCAAGACACUGCAGGCCCAGGUUAAUCGAGGUCGCGCUCAGAAGAACACCUAUCUAACCGAGAUUGACAGCGUACAGCGUGACGUAGACCGCAUCACCAACAUCAGCACCUACAUCCGACGGAAGAUCCAGUUCUAUCAGGUCGCCGCGGGCAGUCUCCAGAAGCAGAUCGACGAUACUGCUAAAGCCGUGUGCCAAGCGCCACCGGAUUAUCUCAAUCCUAAUUGGUUGCGCGACGCCAACGCGGAAUUGUUAGCGGAUAUCACGGCGUGGGCCGUUGUGCUGGAAGUGCAGGAGGACGAGAAGGUGUGCAGUCUGGAAGCCAAGCGUCAACAGCGCGUGGAGUUGAUUAAGAAGAAGACGGAGACGGACGGGAAGAUCCGGGAGACGCAGGCGGAAACGCAGUUGACCAUGCAGAAUAUACAGCAUCUCAAGCGGGAUCGCGAUCAGUUGCGGAUAUUUAUGCACGAUCAUGCCGACCGGACAUUCCGUAGCAGUACCGACUACGACGCAUACCUCCGUCGGCACGAGCUGAACCAGAGCUUGCGCUACAUCGAACACCGCAUCCGCUUCGUGCAGAACCUCAACCUAGCCAAACUGCGCGAAGUCUGCUCGGUGUACAAAAUGUGGCUGACCAGUACGAAGAAAGACAACGCCGUCCUCUACGACGCGGUAUCCCGCGCCUGGAAGUGGCUGCCCAAGAACAAAGUCGCCACCGGCUGCCGGCGCCUGAAACACCGUAUUUUCGGCGAAGACCUCGACGGUGAGCACGAGGAGAUGCUGGAGGAGCAGUUGGCCGCUGUGCAGCGAGUGGCGCAGUUAUGCGAUCUGCAGCGCAGCAACUUCGAGCUGACGGUGAAACUGGAGUACUCGGAUCUGGUGUCGCAUUUCCUGCGGGUGAUGAAGGUGGUGCUGGAGACGCAGAGUACCGAGGGAACGUAAAAUAGGAACAAAACAUUGGCGUGAUAGUGGAGGAUUUCUCUGUUCAUUACUCGCCGGAAGGUCAAGAAGGCAGGUGCCGCGGCGUAAAUGGCCGAUGUGGGAUCCGCAAGCCGGAUGCCGGAACCGCCGUCACAUGGAGUCAGUGGAGCAUGAUGCAGAGAUCCGGCGCUUGGGUCAUUCUUGGUCGAUCCUCGGAGGAAGUGGCGAAUUAGGCUUUCUUUGGCCCGUGCUCAUGGAUUUCUUGGAAACGUUGCUGGUGUUGUGGUUUUUAGAAGUUUUAACAAGCGUUUUACAUGUAAUUUACGUUGGUCUCGUCGCAGGCAUCUAUUUUGUUACAAUCAAGAAUUAUAGAAAAUACUGGUAGGCUAUGAUAAAGCGUUGUCAGUAUAUAUGUGAUAGGAAAAAAGCAAG
This is a messenger RNA of Paramacrobiotus metropolitanus, 1546 nucleotides long. RefSeq lists its product as uncharacterized. The transcript is spliced from 3 exons. The record is from RefSeq and is a predicted model, not a curated record. Bases 74 to 1135 code for a protein of 353 amino acids. NCBI's taxonomy places the organism in Eukaryota, Metazoa, Tardigrada, Eutardigrada, Parachela, Macrobiotidae.